AUGAGGAGCUUCUUCACCACGUUGUCCUUCGCCUUGGCGGCUUUGUUGCUCCUUGUUGGCCAUGUGUCAGCACGGGACCUCAGCAAUUCUACGCAUUUUGUGGAUCCGACGACGAAUUUCACCAUUCAACAUUUCGACUGCGAUGUCAACCGCGGCCAGGCGUCGGAGCAUUUCAACAAGACCGUUGCAUUCCUCCAUCGCAACACGAGACGUCCUGGACAGGUUGGUUCCCGCUCUGCGGCCCUUGUGAAGAAGCAGACCGUCAGCCCUGCCAUCACUGUUCCGGUGUACAUCCACCUUAUCACUACCACGGCCAAGCAAGGUACUUUGACUCAAACGGCUGCUACGGCGCAGGUCGCGGCUCUCAACACGGUUUACAACAAGUAUGGCAUCACGUUCAACCUGCAAAACGUCACCACCGACGCCAACGAUGCCUGGGCCGUUGCCGAGGGCAGCGAUAUGGAUGCUCUCAAAGCCGCUCGUCGCUAUGGUUCCUACUCCGCCCUGAAUCUGUACUUCCACACCGAUCUCUCCGGCGGUGUCCUCGGCACCUGCACCCUCCCCUCGCAAGUCACGGACCCGAAAGAUCCGUCGCAGUACGUCUCCGACGGCUGCAACGUCAACGCCGCCACGAUGCCCGGCGGCUCGAUGACGGGCUACAAUCAGGGCAUGACUGCCGUGCACGAGACGGGGCACUGGCUCGGACUGCUGCACACGUUCGAGGGAUACUCGUGUACCGGCGAUGGGGAUUCGAUCGCGGAUACACCGCAGCAGAGCACCUCGACGGAUGGAUGUCCGACUUCGCCGGUCAAGGAUAGUUGUCCCGCGGUUGCUGGUGUCGACCUCAUUCACAAUUAUAUGGACUAUUCCUCCGAUGCGUGUUAUGAGAGUUUUACGCCGAACCAGGUCACGAGGAUUCAGAGUAUGUGGCAGGAGUACAGACAGGGCAUGUAA
This is a messenger RNA of Lecanosticta acicola, 954 nucleotides long. The record is from the annotation of a GenBank genome assembly. Lineage: Eukaryota; Fungi; Ascomycota; Dothideomycetes; Mycosphaerellales; Mycosphaerellaceae.